AUGCCGAACCAGAUGCCUACGAAGCAGUGGUACAAGGACGACUACCUCAUCUCCACCGAUCGCUCGCUCCUCCAGCUGGAUGCCAUCAAUGACGCCUUCGACUCGGAGUUGCUGUGGUGGGCGAAGCGCGUGGAUGAGGGCGUGUUGCGGCGGAUGAUUGAUAACUCGCUGUGUCUAGGCGUGUACAAGCUUCCCCAUUCCACCUCCCAGAUUGCAGGGAAGAAGGGGCCUGAGCUGGUUGGCCUCGCGAGGGUCGUCACGGAUUACGUGAGCUUGGCGUAUCUGUCCGAUGUGUACGUGCUGCAGGCGCACCAGGGCAAGGGCCUCGCGCCGUGGUUGAUGGAGUGCUUAAACGAGGUCCUGAACGAGUGGCCCGACCUACGGCGAUUCCUCCUCUUGACGUCGUCGCCGCAGGCGAGCAAGUUGUAUGAGAAGACGCUGGGGACGACGGAAUGGGGGGCGUCACAUGACGGGAAGCUGUAUCUGCUGGAGAAGCGCGGGCCCGCGAUGCCGGAUGGGCCGUCGGAUGGGGACGACUAUUGA
Messenger RNA from Colletotrichum chrysophilum, 543 nucleotides. RefSeq lists its product as uncharacterized. The record is from RefSeq and is a predicted model, not a curated record. The transcript is spliced from 2 exons. Lineage: Eukaryota; Fungi; Ascomycota; Sordariomycetes; Glomerellales; Glomerellaceae. Bases 1 to 543 code for a protein of 180 amino acids. Gene Ontology annotation, molecular function: acyltransferase activity, transferring groups other than amino-acyl groups.